Molecule: messenger RNA, 1125 nt
Organism: Plasmodium coatneyi
Lineage: Eukaryota; Apicomplexa; Aconoidasida; Haemosporida; Plasmodiidae
Exons: 2
Coding region: 1-1125 (374 amino acids)
Source: RefSeq, a predicted model, not a curated record
AUGGAAGGAGUGAUACCUGUUCUAUAUUCAGGUUGGAUCUAUGACAUGUUGGACAGCGGAGGAACCUUUGUCAAAAGUGGAGACGCUUCUGAAACACAAUUAAAAAGCAAGUUAGGUACAUAUAUCAAUAUUCAACAUUACGCUGCUACCACUAUAAGUGCUUGGAAGUUAGUAUCCAAAAUAAAGGAGACUCAUCCAUCCGAUGAUAUAAUUUGUUCUUGGUUUUAUUAUUGGUUGGGAAAUAAGGUUAAUGUAAAUGGAGACCAUACGCGAAAAGUGUUGUCACAAACCAUGCAAGAAUUUUACGAAGCGCUGAAAGAAGUUCUCCGUGAAAAUGAAUGUAAAUGUAACCCCUUAACCCAUCAUAAUAGCUGGGAGAACUUCUCUCAGGAAAAAAUAAAAUUCGACCAUAGUCAAGACUAUGAACCAAAACAGGAGACACUACAGAAGUAUUAUCAAUCUUGCGAUGGGGACUAUUAUAAACAAGGAGGCCGAGAAACUUCCCCUAAAGUUCCUUCUGCCUCCGAAGUGAAGGAACAAUGUCGUAGGUGGUUGGUCGAAGGUGAUAUUAGUGGUGAUGGUCCCACCACCACUAGAGCAUAUUGUACCAAAUUCAGGGACACAUAUAAAACAUAUUGCCAACAACAUUCAUCCGAAGCAGGAUGUGAUGUGUCCAAAGCAGAAACUAAGGAAGUUGAAGCUGCAACAUUAGUGGUGUCCACCGGAUCGGCAACCGCCGCUCCUAUCGUAUCUUCUGUACUUGGAAUAGGGGCAUUACCAGCAGUAGCUUUCCUUUUAUAUAAAUAUGAUCUUCUACCUCCUGUAAUACGUAACACCUUUGGGGGGAAAAAUGGAAAUAACACAAGAAAAAAAAGAUCCACUACCAAACAUGAUUUUGAUACACUAACAAUGGACACUUCCACAACAUUAUAUUCUACAGAGAAUUCUUCAACGUACGGCGGAAGUAUAGCUGAUUCCACAGAUGAUUCUACUUUAUAUAAUGAUGGACGGCGCAGGAGUGGCGGAAGGAAUAGGGGAAAUAAUAAUAGAAGGAGUACGCAACAAGAGCGGCAACACAGGCAACAACAAAAGCAAAGAACCAAUAUAAAAUAUCAUGCCACGUAA